Morone saxatilis (striped sea-bass) is the source of this 3922-nucleotide messenger RNA. RefSeq names its product neurofascin homolog (chicken) a (gene nfasca). Gene Ontology annotation, molecular function: cell-cell adhesion mediator activity. Gene Ontology annotation, biological process: brain development; cell-cell adhesion. NCBI's taxonomy places the organism in Eukaryota, Metazoa, Chordata, Actinopteri, Moronidae. The record is from RefSeq and is a predicted model, not a curated record.
CUGGAUCCAACAUCAUGCUGUAUGGAAUAAGACUGAAACUAGAGAUUGAGACCAUAAACUUAUUAGGAAACUGUCGACUGAACUCAUAAAUAGUAUUUUUCCAUAUGACUCAAUAUCUGACUCUGACAUUUUAGGGAACAAACAACUCAACAAUUAAUUGUGGAAAGGAUCAUUAGAAGCAGCCCUAGCUGGAAAUGGACUUUUGUUGCAGCUGAGUGUGUGUGUGUGUGUGUGUGUAAAGAGGCUUUUCCACAGACCUCCAGGCAGACUGUGUGUUGGUGUGUGUUUCCGUGUGAGUGUGUGCAGCAGCAGCAACACAGACAAGACGGACAAAAAGAAAGAGGGAAAAGAGCAGCCUGCGAUCCAUAGGGCAGCAGCUGGCGUACAGACGUGCUCUUUGAAAGCGAAAACACACAGUUGAAGAAACAACACUGCUGCAGACAGUCCUGAGGCGUGUGUGUGUGUGUGUGUGUGUGUGCUGUCUGCUGUACUUUAUCUUCCACUUCUUUUUGCGCUCAGACUGGCAAAGACUAAUGAGUAGUCUUCUCUUCAGACUUAUAUUAUUGCAAACAGUCUCUCUCCGCACAAAGACUUGAGCUUGUGUAGCUGUAGAUCUAAUCAGUAUUACAUCAGCCUGCCUGUCAGGGGGGCCAGUCAGAGUGACCCACACCCUCUGAUACAGUCUUCUAAGUGGUCACAACAGAGUGGGUGGACAUCCAGAAGUUAAGUGUCAGCAUCAUUAAACGUCCUCGCUGCGGCUGUCAGGAGAACCAUCUAACCAAUCAGGAGAGGUGAGUGGCGAGGCCGGCCAAUCGGAGGGGGAGAGAUGUUGGGGCAGGACGGGCAUGCGGUCCUGGCUCUUGUGUCACUGCUGCUGCUACUGUGGCGCGAAGCAGCACCCAUCGAAGUCCCACAAGACCCAAAGAUCCUGCAAGACUUGAAGCAGCCCCCCACCAUAGUGAAGCAGUCAGUGAAGGACUACAUUGUCGACCCCAGAGAUAAUAUCAUCAUUGAGUGCGAGGCCAAGGGCAACCCAGUGCCAACGUUCUCAUGGCGGAGGAACGGGAAGUUUUUCAACAUCGGGAAGGAUCCCAGGGUGACGAUGCGAAAACGCUCAGGAACCCUGGAGAUCGGUUUCCGUAGCGGAGGACGACCAGAGGACUACGAAGGAGAGUACCAGUGUUUUGCCACCAGUGACUUAGGAGUGGCUCUGUCCAACAAAAUCCUGCUCCGGGUCUCCAAGGCUCCUUUGUGGCCUAAAGAGGUGCUGGAGCCGGUGGUGGUGACUGAAGGCUCCCCGCUGGUUCUAACCUGCAACCCCCCGCCAGGCCUGCCUCCUCCGUACACCUUCUGGAUGAACAGCGGUAUGGUUCCCAUCCCUCAGGAUAAGAGAGUUUCCAUGGGUCUGAACGGAGACCUGUACUUCUCCAACGUUUUGGCCAAAGAUGCUCACACUGACUACAGCUGCAACGCUCGCUUCCCCUUCACACACACCAUCCAGCAGAAGAACCCCUUUACACUCAGAGUUCAGACCAGUUUAAGAACGGACAGGGCAGUGGGCUGGACGGCGGUCAGUACCGUGUUUACAUCAAUGGGACCCUAGAGAUCAAACGGGCCCGAGCAGAGGAUGAGGGCACCUACACCUGCCUGGCCAACAGCAUCCUAGGAUCAGCUGAGAACCAAGUCCGCCUGGAGGUCAAAGAGCCAACUCGUAUUGUUCGAGCCCCGGAGCACCAGUCAGCCAUCAGGGGCUCCACAGCCCGCUUUAACUGUAAGGUGAAGUCUGAUCCUACCCUGCCCAUCACCGUGACCUGGACCAAGGACGACAAGCCUCUCAACAUGGGAUGGAGGCUGAGGAAAGACGAGGAGUCACUGACCAUCCCCAAUGUGAACGAGGGCGACGAGGGAGCGUACAGUUGCACUGUUAAAUCUGAGAUAGACCAGGACUCAGCCUCAGCCCGCCUCACUGUGUUAGAGGAAGCUUCCCUCAACCCCUCAGUCUCUAGUGCCUUGCCUCCAGACCGUCCAGACCCUCCGAUUGAUCUGGAUCUAUCUGACCCAGCUGCCCGCAGCAUUCGCCUCACCUGGAUCCCCGGAAAUGACCACAGAAGCCCAGUCACACAGUUCCUCGUCCAAUUCGAGGAAAACCGCUGGGAGCCAGGCAGGUGGCAGAACCUGUCCACUUACCCUGGAGACCUCAACUCAGUCAUCCUGCAGCUUGCCCCCUUCGUUAACUACCAGUUCAGGGUAAUUGCCAUCAACUCAGUGGGCCAGAGUAAGCCCAGCCGCCCCUCGCUAAGAUAUAAGACCAGCGGAGCUGCCCCAGAUGCCAUUCCCAAAGGUCUUCGAGGAUGGGGCUCCAAGAAGGACAAUAUGGAGAUUAGUUGGGAGCCUCUGCUUGAUCUGGAGAGAAAUGGCCCAAACCUGCGCUACAACGUGUGGUGGAGACGGAAGGAAUUGGAGGAGGAGUGGAAUAACGUGACCACGAUGGAGUCCAAAUAUGUUGUGCAAAACACAGAAACCUACGUGCCUUAUGAGAUCAAAAUCCAGGCCAUGAAUGAGUUUGGACCGGGACCUGAGUCCAAUGUGGUCACCGGAUACUCUGGAGAGGACAAGCCCACUGACGCUCCCACUGACCUGCAAAUGUCAAAGGUCGAUGACACCACGGCACACAUCCACUGGAAACCUGUGGACUUGAACUCUGUCCAGGGAGAGUUCAAGGAGUACAGACUGUACUACUGGCGCGAGUCCAGUCUGGUUCCAGGCUUGGUGGUCAGCAAGGAGAAAAAGACUAAGGGUUUCUACAGCACUGUGGCCGGGCCAUCUGGCAUUCUCAGCGAACUGGUGCCCUACUCCAAAUACAAGAUGUUUAUGGUUGUGGCCAACAACCGCUUUGAGGGUCCACCCAGCAACACAGUGGAAUUCACCACCAAGGAGGGAGUUCCAGACGCUCCGAGGUUCUUCAGGAUAAACCGCAGAAGUUUCGACACCAUCCACCUAGAAUGGGACAAACCUCUGGAGCCCAACGGCAUUUUGAUUGCAUACCAGUUAAAGUACCAAACAGUCAAUGGCUCCAGGGUGGGACAUACCCAGUUGGAGACGUUCUAUCCCAAUGUGACAGAUUUCACCCUCCGCCUGCCGGACCGAUCUACGCGCUACAAGUUCUUCCUGUCAGCACGCACCAUGGUGGGAGCAGGGGAGGUCUAUGCUGAGGAGUCCCCGCACUUCGCUAAUGAAGAAAACUUUACUGAUGCUACAGGUCUAGUCGAGCUUACCGAUGCAUCCGUGACUUCAGCUUUCACUCCUACUCCUCCUCCUCUCGCUUCUCUUCCUCCUACUACCAUCGCUCCUACAACCAUUAGUACCUCAGCUUCUACCACUCCUACAACUACGACUUCUCCUCCUACUACUACUACUACUACUACUACUACUACUCCUACCACCACUACAACUGAGGCGACCACUACCACCACACCUCCUGUGCUGGUCACCACCAAGCAUACCGAUCAGAAUGUGUUGGUGGUCCCUGGGCGGGAGAUCUGGAAUCUGACGGUGGAGCCUAACAGUAACUACGCUAACGUCAGCUGGAGACACAACUUCCCGGCCGGCAGCAGCGAGUUUGUGCUAGAGUUCACACUGGACAGCGACAAGACGGUGAAAGUUGUACCGGUGAAACAACAGCCCCCCAUUACAGUGGCGGAUCUGAUCGCAGGCGCCAAGUACCAUCUGAGGGUUUACUCCCAUGAGCUCAACAGCGUCAGCAGCAAAUCUGUCACCUUUAAGACCAAAGCAGCCUAUAUAGACCAGGUAGACAUAGCCACUCAAGGCUGGUUCAUUGGCUUGAUGUGUGCCAUCGCCCUCAUCAUACUGAUCCUCCUCAUCGUCUGCUUCAUCAAGAGGAGUCGCGGGGGCAAGUACCCAG